AUGGCUGGAAAUGCUUUUGCUUUACCAUUUAUGUCCAAUGUGAAUAAUUAUUCUAUUGAAUCGUGUACUUUCAGGAAGGAAAUAUGUGCUUAUUAUUUAGAACAUGCCAGUGUUAGCCAUAUUCAAAAGCAUUUUUAUUUUUUUGAGGAAGAAGCUCGUUCAUUACUUGCUUUAGGAUUGUCAAUUCCUGCGUAUGAUCAGCUACUGAAGACAUCUCAUUUUUUUAAUAUAUUGGACUCUAGAGGUUGUGUUGGGGUAACAGAGCGUGCACGUUAUUUUGGUCGGAUGCACAGACUGAUAUCUGUUGAAAAUCUUUGUCCUCAGCAAGCAGAGAAUGAACUUAAGGUUCGGGCUGCUGAGGGUUUUUUCCGUAGAUAUGUUGUUCCACUGGACUCUAAGUUCAUAAAGGCAAAUGGUGAGUCAGUUUGA
This is a messenger RNA of Hibiscus syriacus, 429 nucleotides long. RefSeq names its product glycine--tRNA ligase, chloroplastic/mitochondrial 2-like. The record is from RefSeq and is a predicted model, not a curated record. The coding region runs from base 1 to 429 and encodes 142 amino acids. Gene Ontology annotation, cellular component: cytoplasm; chloroplast stroma; mitochondrion. The transcript is spliced from 4 exons. Gene Ontology annotation, biological process: glycyl-tRNA aminoacylation. Gene Ontology annotation, molecular function: ATP binding; glycine-tRNA ligase activity. NCBI's taxonomy places the organism in Eukaryota, Viridiplantae, Streptophyta, Magnoliopsida, Malvales, Malvaceae.